CUGCCUGCGGACCUGGACCGGACUCUCCGCGAUUGCGGACUGGGAGUGGCUGCAUCUGGAGGGCGGUGCGCGUUCGGCCCGAAUGAGGACCCCGACGCUAUCAGGCAGCUGAUCGAACAUGUCGGCGACGUCGACUGCGUCGUAGUGUCCCACGGCUCCCCGAUGAUCAGCGCCGAAGUCAUGGACGGCGCCCCUAACCUCAAGAUCAUUGGCGAGCUGGAGGGAGACAGGUUCGCCUACCGCAUCGACGUGGAGUCCGCCUGGGAGCGCGGCAUCCGCACCGUCGAUACGACCCACGGUUCCUCCUAUCCAGUUGCCGAAUGGGCUCUUGCCCUGAUUCUCAUAUCCCUCCGCAAUGCGGGAGCGAGCUUCAGGAGUAUCCUGGCGGGAGACGCCCCCCAGUCCACUCACAACGAUUUCGGAUACCUCCACGGUGAGCUAUCCGGCAAACGGGUCGGACUCAUCGGAUGCGGCCACAUCGGACGCAGGCUGGUCAAGUACCUGAGACCGUUCGAGGUGGACAUUCGCGUUUACGAUCCCUAUCUGGCCAGCGAGAUGCCGGACGCGAUAGGUGUCGUGAAGACCUCGCUGGAGAACGUACUCUCGAAGUCCAACGUCAUCGUCUGCCUGGCUCCCCUCACGCCCGCCACAGAGGGAAUGGUCGGCAGGCGCGAGUUGGACAUGAUCCCUUCCAACUCGGUGUUCGUGAACGUGUCGCGUGGAACCGUGGUCGACAGCGACGCCCUCAUAGCGCGCCUAAAACGCGGAGACAUCGUCGCGGGGCUGGACGUGUUCGAUCCCGGAGCCGAUUCCACCGGACAGUGA
Geodia barretti is the source of this 825-nucleotide messenger RNA. The record is from the annotation of a GenBank genome assembly. Lineage: Eukaryota; Metazoa; Porifera; Demospongiae; Tetractinellida; Geodiidae.